CAGCAACACACCAGUCCUUCUUGUGCCGUAAACCAGUGUUGAAAACAACAACGGCCCCAGUUCAGAAUUUCCAACCCGCUCCCGUCCAGAACUUGCUGUGCAAUGAGCGCAACUGGCCGAUCCGCUCCAUCCGCCGCACCCCAACCAAAACCACGUACGGACGAGACAACCGAAAGCAUCAUUUUAGGAUGGGAAGACGACACAGAUGAUAUAACCAACCCACACUCCCCUCGCCCCAAAAAACCAAAAAUCCGCAAUCUUCCCUCCCAACCUUUAUCCUUUACUGAACCAACAAUGUCCUUCUCAGCCAGCACAACAAGCGCAUAUCGCACACAAGACCACGUUGCGGAAUUACAGCGACACGUGGAAGUCUUGAAGAUUGAGAAGAGGGAGGUGGAGCUUGAGAGCGAUGCCCGUGUGCGAGGUCUCGAAGGACAGUUGAGGGAGUUGAGAGGCGUCGUGCAGGAUUUGGAACGUCAGGUUCAUGUUCUUACGGACGAGUUGGAGGUCAAAAAUCUAUUGCUUCGCAAUGCCGAAAUUCCCAUAGCCCAAUCUACUGAGCAAGCGUCAGAUCGACCUCAGAUUAGUAUCUCAGUCCUCACAGAGAACGCACGUUUGCGUGCAGAGUGCAGUGCACUAAAAAAAGCCUUGGAAAAGAGUGCAAAACCACAAUCGGUAUCGUUUACUAAUGAGCAGAGCUCAGGGCAAAUAGCGGAAGAGGUGAACCGCCUCUUGAGCAAGGCUCCACAAAGGUCGGCCCGUGUCCCAUCUCCUGUCCGUCAACAUGUGCGUCGAGUUGAUCAGACUUGUCAAACGGACACGAUAAACCUCCACAAGUGCUCCCACCAGUCACAAGCCGCUCUCGUAGAUAAACUGACCGCCGAACUGAAUGCCGAAAAGUCUCAAUCUAGAAAGAACGCAAAGGAAUUGGAUGAUAUGAAAUUCCUUCUGAAGGAUUCACAGCAAGAACUCAAAAAUCUCCAACAAAAGUAUCACAUCCUCUCUGUUCGAGCUGAAUCCGCAUUGACAGCAGAGCAAAACCUGCGUAAUGCAUUAUCGGAGCAUAAAGACAUGCUAAACAAAUACGAGGACCAGAUUGUGGAAGGUGAUUCGCAGGUGAAACACUACAAGACGGAACUGGAUCGUCUCAGCGCUGAGUACAAACGGUACAAAGCUGCACAAAAGUUGGUGAACGAAUCGAACGAUAAAAACAUUGAACACUUGAAAGAGCUCCUGAAAAAGGCGCUUGAAAGGCCCACCUCAUCUACUGAGAAUAAGGAUGUACUACUGUCGCCAUCCAUCGCUGCAGAACUCAAAAUGUACCGAGAUGGCUACGAAGGCGAGAUUGCACUGCUCCAGACCCAAUUACGGACCUUGACUCUCGAAAAGGACGAAAUCGAGAAGCGAUUGCAAAUUUCACAGCAGGAGGUAGAACGUUUACGCCAGGAGGCGAUGCGAGCAAGAAAAUUGGAUCAAGAUGCUCUGGCAUUAAACUUAAAAGUUGAAGAAACACUACGAAAGUUUGCCAAAGUCAAGCUCGAGCUCGUCAAGGAACGCAGCUUUUCUCACGCGUUGCAACAUCAGAUUGAAGACCUGACAACUGCACAAGAGACCAACACGAGGAUCCGAAAAAAGAAGGAGCAUCUGAUUUCGAACAUGAGAGCCGAAAUCACGCGGAAGAAUGCUCUUAUCAAAGAAUCACAAACGGAGCUGCACAAGCUCACGACCUCCUUCAAGGAACUGGAGCAAAAGCACAAGGCUCUUGGUUCAUCACAAACGAGCAAAGAUGCGAUGAUUUCAAACUUGAAAGCCAAGAACGACACUCUUGCGCAUCAAAUUGAAGCGAUGAGCAAAGAACGCGAACAUGUGGCGGAUAGUAAAAUGAAAGAGGUGGAGCGCAAGUGGAAAAUGGAAUUGAAGCGAAAGGGGGAGAUGGCUGAUUCCUGGAAAUCCCGAUGGGAACAAGUAUCAAAGGAACUCGAAACGUUGCGCAAACACACGCAGACCUUCAUCUCACCUAAACAGCACACAAGCACCAUUGAGUCCCUGCAUCUUGCGACAAAACGCCUACAAACAGCAGAAGAACGCGCCCAGCAAUGGCAACACAAGCAUGAGCAGCUUCAGCGUGCUUUGGAACGCAUCGUCGAGAAUCUCGUGCAUCAGAAAACUCUAGGAGGCGGGAGUUUGUAUGAAUUGCCACCAGUGGGUGACACAGAUUCUACUAUGGACCCAGCUGUUUUGGAGAAAGCAAAAGAAAUAUCAAAACGAAUUCUUAACGUAGAUUACGACAAUAUCAUGGCACCAUCUACAACGAUGAGUCAAGACUCUGGAAUUGAUAUACUGUCCGUAUUUGACUCCAAUGACCUACGAAUGUCGUAUGUACAGAGAAUGAAAGAAUUAUUUUUGAGGCCGCAAUUUGAAGAAGAGUUGGUGGGACUCGUAUCUGAGGUCGUCGCUGGGUCUUAGAUUAUUUUAUACUAUAUACAUGUAUAUGAAAGGUUCAUUCAAAUAUCUUGCU
Molecule: messenger RNA, 2518 nt
Organism: Spizellomyces punctatus DAOM BR117
Lineage: Eukaryota; Fungi; Chytridiomycota; Chytridiomycetes; Spizellomycetales; Spizellomycetaceae
Exons: 17
Coding region: 103-2466 (787 amino acids)
Source: RefSeq, a predicted model, not a curated record